Anopheles stephensi (Asian malaria mosquito) is the source of this 4643-nucleotide messenger RNA. It is a transcript of the gene amx, whose product is annotated as TM2 domain-containing protein almondex. The transcript is spliced from 4 exons. NCBI's taxonomy places the organism in Eukaryota, Metazoa, Arthropoda, Insecta, Diptera, Culicidae. The record is from RefSeq and is a predicted model, not a curated record. The coding region runs from base 100 to 864 and encodes 254 amino acids.
ACAGCGCAAAACACAACAUAAACAAACCAAUGUCAAACGAACCAAAGCUCGCAGUGUAUUUGUAAAUUUUGGACGGUGCCUACACUAAAUUACGGCAAAAUGUUACCCAGUCUGGUGCAGGGACGCUGCAUACGAUUAAACUGGAAGUCGGUAGUGUUUUUAAUGAUGUCGCUCAUCCUUUCGCACAUACGAAUCACACAGUCAUCCGUAAAUUCUAACAAUCCUGAAGUUACUCCCACCAAACUGGAAAAAAUCAGCUCCGAUACGGACCGGUCUGCCGUAACCAUCAACUCGAGUUCUAAAUCAUCUUCCGACACGAGCCACUGCCCCACCGACACACUCUGCACCGAUCUGCCCAACUCUUGCCUGCAGUGCACGUACAACCCCCAGUGCAUCUACGGUGCAGAAAUCAAUGUAACCUGCCUGCCGAAAACGAACGUAAACUGUCACGUGGACAAGCUGAAGACACCGAUCCAGAACGAGAUCAAGCGUACCAUGAUCUGCCGGUACUGCUACCAGACGGAACGCUGGGAGCAUAACUGCGAACAGAAGGGUGGCUGCAACUCGAUCGAUUCACAGUACAAAACCAACUGCACCGUGCACCCGGAGCUGCUGUGCAUGGGCCACCGUACGUUCAUGAAGAAGAUCCCGUGCAACUGGACACAGGGCUACCGGUGGGUGACGACACUGCUCGUAAGCAUCACGCUCGGUGGGUUCGGUGCGGAUCGAUUCUUUCUCGGACACUGGCAGGAGGGGAUCGGAAAGCUGUUCAGUUUCGGUGGGCUGGGCGUUUGGACGCUGAUCGACGUGCUGCUCAUCUCGCUUCACUAUCUCGGUCCGGCCGAUGGAUCACUCUACAUCUAGCCCAAGCGAUCAGAACCAGCUGCAACAGUAAAAGCAAAAUUGUGAUACGUGUGACGCGUGUGCGAACUAUUUAGCCACUAAAUUGUAUAACCUUCCGGUGAAGCCUAAUAUAACCCCAGGUGGAUCGAUCGGGGGACUUGAUAAAACACGAUUGAUUCAAAUUUUUCGAUUUUUUUAUUGCUUUUUUUCUGUUUUACAAGUUUCGACAUUGUUUCCGGUGUUGUUUCGCAGCUGUUACACACACGUUCCAGAGAAACGUAAUCGUCAUUUGCGUUUGUCCCGAUUUUCAGAUGUUAAUUGCGACAAACUGUUAUAGUAUUGGUUUGAUGUUUUACAAUCGCCCCCCAACUUGGUUCUCGUUUGUUGUCUUCGUCGGGGUCACUUUUCCACUCUCGAAUCAUUUCCCUUCGCAGGAUGUUGGCUGAAGGUUGAUGUAAUAUACGAUCGAUCGACUCUGUUAUCCAUUAUCGAGCAUUAUUAGCUUCCUGUUGCUUACACUUGCCUCCCGCUUAAGGAUGUUCUUGUGUUAUGCUUCUUAAUUCGAACCGGGCAUUUUCUUAUCUUGCUUCCUUUAGCUCCUUACUACAUCCCACCGUAGUUCUAAUGACGGGUGUUGCUUUACACUCCUCUUAUGUUGCUGUUUCUUCUCUAUAAGUGGCCGAUUUCACACACUACAUUGCAAAUAUUAUUAUUAGUUAUUUUCAUAGUAGUAGUUCUCUUGUUCUUUCCCUCUCGCUCUCGCGCUCUCUCUUUCCUGUUUACGCGCCACAGGCAAACUGGCUCCAUUUUUCAAUGAUUCACAUUUUGCUUGGCUCAUUUACCAUUCCAAAUUAAACCUUCCCUUCUCGCUCCUUUCUUCCCCCUUCCGCGCUUUGUUUUGCUUCCCAGCUUCACGCAUAUUAUUUCUACAUACAAUAGUGUGUGGUGGUGUGUGUUUGUGUUUGCUUGGUUUCCUUAUUUUAGUGAUUUCUUUUGCUUUUCUUUUCUCCACCGCUUGCUGGGGUUUUUUUUCAUUAUCAUAUAUUGUAUUUGCAUUUGUUUUAUACCUUUCUUCUCAUUCGCUUGUUUGUUUCUGUUAGUUUAUCAAAUUUUCGCAUUUAUGUUCUGCAGCUUCUUUACGGUAAUAUUAUGAUGGCCAAUCAAAACAGCACUGCCUGUAACCGAUGGUUUUUAAAUGUGUGUGUGUAUGUGUGUCUACAAAAUUGUUUGCUUUUAUAGGAGAUUGUUAAACUAUUGUAUGUUGAAUUAAUGUUUUUUUCCACCACUUGCUCACUUUGCCCGCUUUUUGUUUGUUGCUUGUUGGUUAGAUAAGAGCGUGGUUGUAUUAUUUGUUGCAUUUAAUGGUUUCUUAUUUUCCCUUUCAUUUUUUCUAGCUUACACACACACACACAACAGACACAGUAAAUGUAUUCCUUUUUUUGUUUCUAUUAAUAAUUUGCAUUCGUUCACUAAACCUUUUUUGUAUGUAUUUUUCUGUUUUAUCGUAUAAUCGAAAACCGGUGUGAAGGAAAUGAGGGGACUAAAUAAAAACACAAACCUCUUAACUAGAUUCUAGAUAAAAUUCGCCUCAAUGAUGGGGGCCGGAUAAAAAGGAUAAGGGCACCUCCCUUUUUGGCCGACCGGCUUGAAAAUUGCACCAUAAUUAUGCAUGUGGUACACAGGGGGGAAAAAGACCCCCGAAAAAACGGAGCUAAGACAGCGUCGUGUCGGUCCAACUUUCGAGAGACUUCUCCCGCAGCACAAAUGCUAAAAAUAUCCUCCGUAAUGAUCCCCGAUGUUCGUGGGCAAAUACAUGCGCGCCGCACUGCUGUCUAUUUUUUGAUACAUGCACGGGCGCGCUGCCUCCUGGUUGUUGGAGGCAUUAUUCCCUGAUUAGCUGCGACACGAUAUGGUGAUUGUUCAGUUUCUCAAUAUGCUACCGGCCAGCCAUCGGGAUAAUGUUUAUGCUGACCACCCCCCUUUUUGAUCCCACCCGCACCCGCGCAUAUACGUGCGCCACACAAUUGAUAAUGGUGGUGGUGUAGUAGUAGUUGUAGUUGUAGUAGUAAUAAAACACAUUUUUUUCUAUUAAAAGCAUCAAAUCCAAUCAAAACCAUUUUUGUACGCGAGAAUCUUAUGCUAAGGUAAGGAUGUAGCGCUGAUAAAAAUGAUUUAAAGCUGGGAAGAGUUAAAACCAAACGAAACACAAAAUCUAAUGCACACAUACACACGAUAAAACACGAUCUCUUCGGUGUGACUAUGGUAAAAGUAGAGUGUAAGUAGUUCCGGCUUGUGUUCUAAUUAUCAGAUAUGGGGAAAGCAAAGCAGAUUGUACGAUAGAAACCUAACACACACAGGCACACGACGCGGGGACCCAAAGAGAAGGAAAAACUAACACGCGUCCUGCGUUAUGCAAAGCUCAACCGCCAAGAUGGCGGAUCAUAGCAACACGUGAUCGUGCUUCACAGCACACCACGUGCUACUAUGAUGUACUUCAGAUGCUACUACAAGUUUAACAAGUUUUUGGGCAGAUUUUUCUCCCAUUCUCUAUCCCUCUCUCUCUCUCUCUCUCUCUCUCUCUCUCUCUCUCUGUGCUGUUCUGCUGCUAUCCGCUAGGAUUCCUGCUGCCAUCCACUAGACCAAGAUGGGUUAAUCCGCGUCUGGUUGGUAUGCACUGCUGGUGAUGGUUAGGUUUAAUCGCUCGUCUGGUUGAAAUAUUCUUUGUUAUCAUUUAGUGUAGAGUAAAUUUCUAUUGUAACCCUCCUUUUCCCACUCCAAAUACCAACACCUGUCCAUUUGUCACCGUCGGUAGUAGAAUUGUUCCAACCGCGGUUACGCUUGGUUAGAGCGAGAGAGAUAGUAGUUGCUAGUUGCUCUCUUGGUGUGGUUCGCUCGGUCUACUAAUAAGGGGUUAUUUAAACUCAAAAACUCAAACACACCUACUUUGUUACUCAAAUGUUUGCCCGGUUUAAUAGCUUCCGACCUACGCGCUCGCUGUGUGUCUACCGCUUUCCUUCCCUAAAGGCUUGCCUUAUUAUAAUGUAGAAUAGUAGUUGUUUAUAUUGUUUGCUGCAUCUUUCGAUCGAAAUACCCAUGCGUCGGGUGCCGUACGAUUUGAUGCGUUUGCCCAAUUUUCCCUCCGUUCCUUCCACACACACACACAAAAGGUUAAAAACAGUUGAAGCUUCUUGAAACGCCGGGGGGAUGUGGUUUUGUUAAAAUCGUUGCAAAGAGUAACUAAAUUUGGGACUAAAUUGUUUUUUUUUUGCCGUGUGAUGUCGGAUGUGGGGGGGUUACCCCCUUUCUGUUGUAGCCUCUCUCUGCGUUAAAGUUGAAGCGCUGCGAGCUUUGCAAAUAUAUGUGUAUAUGAACCGUGGGGCGGUGUGUACCGGGAUUUUCUCUCAGCACGCACACACACGCACAUCCCCACGGUAGGAAACCUGCCGGUGGUCCUGUUUUGUGUUCAUUCAUUCACACACAAACACACCAAAAAACACGAGCCCUUUCGCCCAGUUGCCUUGGGAUUUUCCUACCCUCUAUUCUAGAGCGAGCUGUUGUUAAACGUUCAAAGAUAUUAUGCUUUCAUCAAUGUGUGCAUCAUCAUCCUCAUCAUCAUCAUCAUUGUGGCUGGCGCGGUGUACGAACCGAUCCGGUCUCAGAUCUCGCACACCGGCAGCAAUGGUUAACCUAAUAUUAUAGUGCCUGUGCGCGCUACUUUACCGAAAUUGGUUCGAUUUUCUUGCUGGUGGUGGUAGUUUUCCAAUUCAGCUUUGCUACCUUCUAAUUCACACACGCAUAAU